Sinocyclocheilus grahami is the source of this 1254-nucleotide messenger RNA. RefSeq names its product gastrula zinc finger protein XlCGF8.2DB-like. Gene Ontology annotation, molecular function: DNA-binding transcription activator activity, RNA polymerase II-specific; RNA polymerase II cis-regulatory region sequence-specific DNA binding. The coding region runs from base 1 to 897 and encodes 298 amino acids. Gene Ontology annotation, biological process: regulation of transcription by RNA polymerase II. The transcript is spliced from 2 exons. Gene Ontology annotation, cellular component: nucleus. The record is from RefSeq and is a predicted model, not a curated record. NCBI's taxonomy places the organism in Eukaryota, Metazoa, Chordata, Actinopteri, Cypriniformes, Cyprinidae.
AUGGAGCUUAUUAAAGAGGAGAGUGAAGACGUGAGGAUUGAAGAAGCUUUCAAACAUGAAGAUCCUGAGCAACAACAAACAAAGAUGGAGGUUAUUAGAGAGGAGACUGAAGACGUGGAGAAUGAAGUCAAGCAUGAAGAUCCUGAGGAACAAACGGUCCACAUGAGAACUCACACUGGGGAGAAAGGUUUAGAUGUCACUGAUAGGAAUCACCUUAAGAAUCAUGUACAACAUCACAUUGUAGAGAAGCCUCACACAUGCCCUCACUGUGAAAAGAGUUUCACACAAAGAGUAAAGCUGGAGGAGCAUAUAAUAAUUCACACUGGAGAGAGACCUUUCACCUGCCCUCAGUGUGGAAAGAGUUUCAAACAGAAAAAAAACCUUAAUGUCCACAUGAAAACUCACACUGGAGAGAAGCGUUUCGGCUGCAAACUGUGUGAGAAGAGCUUCACACGAAAAGAAACCUUUAAGGGUCACAUGGCAAUUCACAAGGGAGAGAAUCCUUUUGAUUGUGAUCAGUGUGGAAAGAGUUUCAGAUAUAAAAGAAACCUUAAGCAUCACAUGAGGAUUCACGCUGGAGAGAAAAGUUUCACUGACGGAAAUCACCUUCAGAAUCCUGUACAACAUCACACAUGCCCUCACUGUGAAAAGAGUUUCAAACAAAGAGUAAAGAUGGAGGAGCACAUAAGAAUUCAUACUGGAGAGAAACCUUUCACCUGCCCUCAGUGUGGAAAGAGCUUCACAAGUAAAGGAUACCUUAGGAUUCACAUUAGAGCUCACACUGGAGAGAAGCCUUACAAGUGUCCCCAGUGUGAAAAGAGUUUCACGUAUCACACAGACCUGAAACGGCAUUUGCAAACUCACUCUGUAAAGAUAAUUCUGAUUUCCACAGUGUGACGAGAGGUUUAGAAAAAGGAGGCAAUAGGAAAUGUUUCUUUUAGAAAACAAUGUUACUUUCACACACCACAGCUGAAAGGGAGCUUCAUCUGAUUUAACUUUUUGACUUUUUUUUAUUAAAUUUGUUUCAAUGUUAUACUUUACCUUUUUAUUCUUCACCUGACCAUCUUCUUUGCUAUAGUUUCAAAUAUUAAGCAGACACCCUUUAAUUUAGACCAGGGGACGGCAACAAAUAGAGAAAACUGCAUACCAAUGUUCAUUUUGAGGUCCUCUGCACAAUAUGAUUUUGCUGCAGUUGGAAUUGAACUGCUGGUUCGUCUGGCCAGAGGAGAACUGGCCCCCGACUGAGACUUGGUU